ACAUACCCAAAGGCGAUCCGAUAGGCCGGACGCGAUUUGCCAUUCAUCUACUACUGCAAGUUGGCAACAACGAUGCGUGCAUGAUGGGCCUUAUCAAGAGCGACCGCUGCACUCCUCAGUCGUGUUAAAACGUACGAAGCCUACGAUCCUCUGGCUUGGUCCGACCAAGAUAUCACGAAGAAAAAUCGAAUUCGACACAUGAUUCGAUUGAACGAUCAUGAGACCCAACUUCACAGAUUGCGGCAUUCGCUAUAUGUCCAACCCCGCACUCAUAGCACGAUACAAUUACAGUGGACGUGUUCGCCUUGUUGAGGCAAACCGUAGUGAACAAGUUACUUACGAUGGAUGCGUAGCCAUAUGCGGUCCCGGGAAUGAGUACUACACAUGGCCGGUCAUCUCAGUCACGUUGACGACGUGGAUCUUACCUAUCCUAGGCAUAUUACUGCAAGCGCCUUUUGAAAGUAACGCAUUCUGGAGAACAGUCAAGGCGUGCAACAGGUGGAUAGGAAGCCCUGUGAGCAGUCUUGCUGCGAUCUUGUGGGAUAUUGGAAUUAGCGGAAAGUGUGCGCUCUUCGUGGAUAUGGCAGUGCCGUACAACGAGACCCCAAACCAUGGCAGCGACUACGCAAGCAUGCGGGACUCAUUCUACAUCUUGAUGAAUCUCAACCAGUACAAGAUGAAGCCAGUCAUCUCAAUGACCCGAGAGGCGGAAGGGCUCCUGCGCGUCGCCUUGUUCAGCAAAGAGCUCCAGCUCGUUGGCACACACAAGACGCUCAGCCAGAAGCGCCUGAAGCUGGCCCACGAUCUGCGAAGCAACCGACGCAAAGGCGUCGUACCGAUCUUUCUAUCGACAUUGUGGUUCAUCCUCGCUCUAGGCAUUUCCAUCGAAGCCGCUUUCGGCGACCUAGGCAGCAACCUCCAAGCGCACAACCUCGCAAUGGGCCUUUUCGUCUCUUGGCUGCCCAUACUGAUCCUUUGUUCUAUCCUCGACCGUAAUCCAGUCGCUUCCGAUGAUAUCCAGCGUAAGCUCAACAAGCUAGUUAAUCUGGUCUGCGACUCACUCCUCGAUCUCGAAAUAAGGACCGAAUAUGUUGCAUCCUUUGCAGAUCUACCGCAGGCGCAACAUAUGGCGUAUUGGGUCGAGAAGAUUGCUACCAAAGCUGAACUCAUCAAAGAUAACUACUUCCAUGGUUUCGCUGGCCAGGCCAGAACGAGGUUUCAUUACGGCGCUGCUUACGCGAUCUUGAUUGACAUAGAGAAGGCGUACAUUGCUGAACGUGGAAGAAAUUGGCUGAGAGAUCCGAGAGAAGCAAGAGCAGCAUUGGUGCUUGGUCAGCUCGAUCAAGGCUGUACGUGGUUUGAUGGUCGCCAACUUUGGACAGUAGUUGUCUCUAUUCUUCUAGUAGGUGGCACUAGUGUCGGCGCGUUCGUCCUAUCUUUCAACACGCCUACAGUUGGCCUCGGCUGCCGAACCGGAGGCUAUCUUAUCUUUUUCAUCAUAGCACUCGUACUCCUGAUCGCCGAGAUCACAGUAUGGUGGCUCACCUCGCCACUGAGAGAGCAAGAUCAAUUCCAUUCACAUCUUGGGGCAUAUAAUCGCCACGCGAAGUCUCGCAAAAAGACAGUGUUUGCGACUCUCCCUGGACUGGCGUCAUCGAGGACAUUAUUAGCACAGCUACUCCAAAUAAUAGAGACUGGAGUACUUCAAAGUAUCCUGCUACUCCUUCGUUUGCUCCCUUCUAAGUACGGGAGGGAGCGAUUGGGUACGACGGAAGCUGCGAUCCACGCACACUUUCUCAGCCUACGAAGUCUGACAGCCCGCAACUGGCUCCAACGCGGCUUUUUCACACCUCUGGAGUUCACAAACCUGGUCUGGGCAUGCUACCUUCUGACUGCCCAGACAGUUGGGGCAUUCAACAAUUGCGCGUGCAUGACUUCGACUUGGGGCGGAUUCGGAGGCUAUCUGGACUUCACACAAAUCAAUGUCGCGAACAGUGCGGUUGUAGAAAAGUACUGGAUAAUUGGAACAACCACUACCUGCGUAGUGAUGGGUUUAGGCAUGAGCUAUAUUGUCCUCGAGUGGCUCUUGCAAGCGCAUCUUAGUACCGAAAAUUACGAUGAUGCUAUGAACGGUCUUUGGCGUGUUCGAAGAUUUCGACAUGCUACGCUGUGGAUCAAGUACCCCCUCGAUAUCCUCGUCCGUCUUGUCGCAAACGCAUUAAAUGCGUUCCAGGUGCGUGGGAUUCAAGAUCGUCGGGUUGUCGUGUGGACGAAAGCCUCGACUUAUAGACCGAGCGUCGGGCAAGCUUUGGUUCGACUUGGAACCGAUGUACAGCAUUUGCCUUUUCAGACGGUCGAUGCGUAAAAUCCUGGAUCGUUUGCUGGAGGACCCC
Messenger RNA from Didymella exigua CBS 183.55, 2393 nucleotides. RefSeq lists its product as uncharacterized. Bases 218 to 2365 code for a protein of 715 amino acids. The transcript is spliced from 5 exons. NCBI's taxonomy places the organism in Eukaryota, Fungi, Ascomycota, Dothideomycetes, Pleosporales, Didymellaceae. The record is from RefSeq and is a predicted model, not a curated record.